Rotaria sp. Silwood2 is the source of this 366-nucleotide messenger RNA. NCBI's taxonomy places the organism in Eukaryota, Metazoa, Rotifera, Eurotatoria, Philodinida, Philodinidae. The record is from the annotation of a GenBank genome assembly.
AUUUGUUUACAUGAAGAAGAUAAAAUAGACGAAGCUGAACAACAAUUUAAGUUCAAAGAUUAUCGACAAGCAUUAAAUUUAUUUAAACGUGCUUUAAAAUAUACAACAGAAAAUUCCACCAAUACUCGUGUUGAUUUAGCCAAUGCAUUUGCUAAAUUAAAUAAACUUGAAAAGACUGAAUUAGCAUUUAAUCGUCCAAUUGAAAUUGAUUCAAAAUAUGUCGGAGCAUUAGUUGGUUUAGCUAUACUUGAAUUAAAUAUGAAAAUACUAGAAUCAAUUCGUAAUGGUGUAAUGAAACUUUCUCGAGUCUAUCAAUAUGAUUCACAAAAUCCAAUGGUUUUAAAUUAUUCACAUGAUAUUGUUUAA